Molecule: messenger RNA, 5385 nt
Organism: Eruca vesicaria subsp. sativa (arugula)
Lineage: Eukaryota; Viridiplantae; Streptophyta; Magnoliopsida; Brassicales; Brassicaceae
Source: the annotation of a GenBank genome assembly
AUGGAAUAUUUCAUACUUUUCAUCAACGUGAGUAAUAGAGGCGGGUUUAAAUCGGUUUCUGAGAAUGCUGAAUGGGCUGAAGUCGGUCACGAGUCUCAGUUAGGGCUUCUUGACUCGAAAUUGAUCUAUGUCAAAUAUCUUGCCACACUUGCUCGAUUGUUGAACAGAGAUACUACUAGCAUGGGUAGGACUAGCAUGGGUAGGCUUAGACACUUUGUAUCUCAAGUGAAGAGCAAUAAUUAUGAGUUGAGGAAAGUAGGAGCAGAGUUCAAAUGGUUUUUAUUGAAGAAAGUUGAGUCCGGUAACAACAAGGAUCGCUCUUCUCUUGGUAAGAGGAAACGGGAGUGCACUUUAGAGACUUUGAGAUGGUUACGCGAGGCUGCUAAGGAUCCGUGUGACAUAUCUUUUGGUUCUUUGCCGGAUAGAUCAAUGUGGGAUUCUUUUUAUGCUAGUGAAGAAGAGCCAUGGAAACAGCUUCUUCUUCUGUUUAGAGCUUCAAGAACCAACUCUGGUUCGGCUUGUCAAAGGAUUUGGCAGAAAAUCCAGAAGAUGCAUCCAUCUCUGUAUCAGCAGGAUAGUGCUGGGCCUAGUAACAAUCUAAGAGAGAGAUUCAGUAGUCAGUUUAAUGAGAGGAAAGCUGGGAAAGAUGAUGAAUCAUGUGGUCUAGUUGGUUCAGAGUUUCAUGCUCAAGUACCUGACUGGUCUGAAAGCGAUUCAUUUAAGUGGUUUGACACUCUGAUGUGGCCAGAACACAAGAAUAGUAAUCUUCUUACUGAAAGAGAUCCUAUUGGAAAUGCUGAUAGUAAUAAAAUGCUCACAACGCUCGUCUCAGCUAUGGGAGAGUGUGCACUCUCGAUCCUUAGAGAGCCGCAGCGUUUUUUGGAUGAGGAUUCACUGCAUGACUUCUGCAUCUCAACACUGAAGAUCACUUCCUGCCUAGUUGAGGAUGUAAUUGCUAGUCCGUGGAUUUCACCUCCCGAGCUCAAACAACUAUUUUCUUCAUUUCAUGAAACUGGUGUAGCUUUAUCCAAUAUAAAGCAUUUUAAAAAGGUUUCCAUGGCGUUAGAAUUAUGUAUUAGAACAGUGUGGAAUUGUGUUAGACUCCUCUCUCUCAAAUUGGUAAAUGUUGAGUCUAACUCUUCUGAGGAUUUUGUGACCGAGGCAUGUAGCAAAUCUGCAUACUAUCUGGAUGUUCUCGAGAAACAUGGGGAAUGCGAAAUUGAGAAGCUUCUUUCCUUUAUUCUAGAGAACUGGUUUGAAGCUAAAAAACUCAUCACAAGUUUACCCGAUCUUACACCAAUAAUACAACAGUGGGUUAAGAUACAACACAGGCGUCAUAAGAGUCCUGAUCUGGCUGACUCAUGUAGACUGUUUUACUCCUUCCUGUCAUCUUCUCAGAAGAUUUCGAAAAUAGUGACUGGAAAUAUCUUGGAGCAGGAGAUUCUUGCUUAUGAGGAGUCUGUUCCUGAAUGCUCAAGAUUAUGUCGAGCAAACCAGUUAGAAAUUGCUGAUAUCCUUUUGAAAGAAGUUUUCAUCACAAAAGAUCUAUUGUUGGAGAGAGCAAAAGUUUUAAUGUGGAAAGCAAGGAUGCUAACUACUGGAGCUGAACAUUUAAAAGAGUGUGUUGAUCAUUUAUCAAAAGCAAUAUCUACCUUGGAACCCAUAUUUAAUGAGAGCCAUGAGGCUUUGUGUUGUUUCCAACUAAUUAUUGUAUAUUUAUUAAGAGCGUUAUGCGUCCAAGAAACUGAACCAGAGUCCAAGCAAGUUUGCGAAGACAUUAACACCUCUUUGAAACUAUGGGUAUGGAUUCAGUCUAGUGACAUUAUUCCUCUGGAAAAUGUGAUUCCUCUACUGUUCAAUGUAAUUGAUUUGGUCUCAAUAAAGGGUUGGAUAGAGCUCCAUCAAUGCAUAUAUGACUUGAUGUUUAAAAUCUUCAAAUGGAGAAAUGUCAGAUUGGAUGUCUCUUUGGCAAUAUUGUGGGAUUGUAGACGGCUAAGUCAUGCGUUAUGUCUUUCUCCAAUAAAUGAUGCUAUCAUCACGGGAUUAUCAUGCCACUUUGGUGAAAACUCAGACUCAACAGAUUUCUGGAAAAGUUGCUUGGAGUUUUCAAAAGCAAAAUCAGUUGGGCUCGGACUGAGAAUACAUGAAUCAGACAUCAAAAUAGAUGAGAUUAACCACAUAGCUUCCAAACUAGUGUCAAGUGAUCCUUGUUUGUCGUCUUUUGUUGCUGCAUCUCUAUAUUAUGAUCUCUGUGAAAAAGAAUUGUCAUGUGGUAAUUUACGCGAGGCUCUCUCUUAUGCUAUGGAAGCAAACCGGAUUCGAAAAAAAUUUCUACAAAAAUUUUGUAGAUUUAAUGUGACACGAUGUACUAAAGACCAUACCAGCGCAGGGAAAACAGUAGAACUAACUACUUACAUCGUUGAUAAAUUUGAAGUUUCAAGUCUAAGCGCUACCGAUUCAUGGCCAUGUGGAACUUUUCUCUGGGAUAAUAGCCGCUGCUACUUAAGCCCUUGGAUUUUGCUCCGAUGUUUUUUGGAAAGUGUUCUUCAGUUAGGUGUUAUUUAUGAGCUUAUGGGGGAUAGAGAAAAUGCUGGAACGUUGCUAUCUUGGGGAAAAGCCUUUUCAUGUAUGCAGAGCCUACAACCUUUUGUCGUUGCAUUUUCUCUUGCUUUGGGGAAUCUCUACAAUAAAAUGCAGUGUUGGGAUCUAGCAGAAAAUGAACUCCAUGAGGCGAAAAAGCUGCUAACAGAUAGUCAAAGAGAUUUUACUUGCAGAAACUGCAGGCUGAUGUUAGAAGUUACGUUGGAUAAGCAAUUUGGAGACUUGUCUCGAAGACAAUUUGAUAACACGACGAGAGUUUGCCAGAUAGAUGAGAAUCUGUAUAGUGGAACGUUACAAAAAAUAUGUUGUUUAGCCUGGAAAGGAUGCAUUAAUCAAACAGCUGAGGUAGAGAAACCAAGAGACUCUUCGAAAAGGAGGCGUGGAGGAGGUCCUAUAUCUGUACAUGCUUGCGCUAUAGAAAGGCAGCCUAGUUUAAGGUUGACUCGCUCAAUGAGUCGAUCACAUGAACAACCUCAAAACUUUCCUGCUGAGAAGUGUAGAUUCAUUGAUGAGUCUGAUAUCUGUGAUGCAAAGGGGUUGAUGCAGGACACUAAAAACACAAUCUGCGUUUGCAUCAAUAGAAUAUGUCAGCACUCCAACGAAGUUACAAGAUCUGGAUUGCUGAGUAACUUUAUAAGUUUGAAAUUGCAAGUUUACCAAAGGAGGCUUGCGUGCACGGUUCUUGUCAGCCUUGGAAAAUUUUUGGCUAAAUCUGGAAAGGUUCAUCAAGCACAUGGGGCAAUUUUGCAUAGUAUCGCUGCUUUAUAUAACAGUGCCGUAUCUAUCCUCAGCUCACCAUUGCUGGAUUUUAUUGGGAAGGAAAUAAAAGGAGAUGUAUUUGGUCUUGAUCGUGCAAGAAUAUUAUACAACUUGUGCAAGUUGAGUCUUCAAACUCACCACUCCAGGUCUGUUUUAUGUGAUUUAUCACAUAUUUCAUUUCAACAGCUGGUUUCAUGGUUAACAUUGGCUUUCGUACUCAGCAGAGAUGUUCCAAUACUAUGUCGUAAGAUUUCCAGGUUGCUUGCUGUGUUAUACUUGGUCUCUUCUGUACGGUCUAAUUUCUCAUUUCCCUGUGACGGAGAACUUUCUUUGAGUCAUUGGGUUACAUAUUAUCAUCAAGCCUCUCUUGGUGCUAACACCAACUACCACUUCUUGUCAAAAUAUAUCAACUUAGAUAAAGAGGCUUCUGAAGAAUUCGACUUUCUCAGGCUUGCUCCCAAAAGCACCGAAGGUCUUGUUAAGUUUGCUAAAAACUUUUUUAAUGGUCUACCAGAAACGACAGCCAUCUGCAUUAGCGUGCUUGGAGGCACACUGUGUAAAUUGUUGCAGGAGUUAAUGAAAGGCCCCCAUGUUUGUGGGUGGCUGCUCUUGUCACGGUUGAGCUCAAAGAGUCAGCAGCCUUUAGCUCUACUUGUGCCAAUUUAUUCUCCACUUGAAGAAGAGAGCAAUAAUAAUCUUACCAAUACCACCAAAGCAGGUGGGAUUGAAAAGAUGGAUGAACGAUGGGAUUUUUCAUGGGGUUCCACAGUAGUGGAUGUUGUCGCCCCAUCGUAUAGAUUAAUAUUGGAGAACUACAUUAUUGGUUGUAAGGAUCCUAAGAAGACCAGGCUGACGAGUGAGGAACUUGAACUUCUACUUGCUAAAUUGCCAAGCUUGUUGUAUUAUUAUUAUAUCAGAAACCUUGAAGAGUUGUGGUUGGGUCCCUGGAAGCAUCUGCUUUUGGGAGAAUAUUCAAACAGUAAAUUGCAUGAGACAAGGCAAAAGAAGCUGGUUAAGGAGCUCAGGUCCAAAUGUAAGAUGGAAGUAAAUGAGACACUUCUAAAGGUUUUCCUUGGAUGUGACACAGACGUCGAUUCAUGGAUGUGGAUAUCUCAGCUUUGUUCAAAGAAUGGUUGCUACGUAGGAGGUCGUCCAAGUGACUAUAUUGAUGAAGAAAUAAAUGGAACCAGUGUAUCUUAUAAUGACCUUCAAAGUAGGUACCAGACAGCCUUAAAACUGAUACAGGAAUCAGGAAUGAAGCUAGAGCAUUGUAACGAAGAAAGAGAACCGAUCAUUCUUGUGGUGGAUCGUGAGAUUCAGAUGCUUCCAUGGGAGAAUAUUCCAAUAUUGAGGAAACGAGAAGUAUACCGCAUGCCUUCUGUGGGUAGCAUAUCAGCAGUGCUUAAGAAAAGCUGUUACCGAGAAGAUCCUUCUCCCUUCCCUGUGAUUGAUCCUAGAAAUUCUUAUUAUCUAUUAAAUCUGGAUGGUAAAUGCCAAGAACUGCAAACCGCGCUUGAAGGAUUGUUCGAGACUGAGGGAAUCGAGGGAAAAGCUGGAGCUGGACCAAAGCUAGUCGAUAAGGAGCUAAAGGAUGCGUUGGAAAAUCAUGAUCUUUUACUAUAUGUUGGGCAUGGUGCUGGAGAGCAACAUAUUCCCAUGGAGAAAGUAGCAAAUAUGGGCAACAAAUGUUCUGCAGCUUUUCUUAUGGGAUGCAGCAGCGGUUUGUCAUAUAGAGGAGGCAGAUAUGUACCAAAAAGGCCUUGGUUAUGUUUCCUGCUAGCCGGUUCCCCUGUCAUUGUGGCAACCUUGUGGGAGAUAUCAAGUGAUAUUACCAAGUUUGUGAAGGCAAUGUUAGAAAGUUGCUGGAGAGAGAGGAGUGAUGAUGUUAAACCAGAGAGAAUUGGUUUGCUCAUAGCUGAUGCACGUAAUGCCUGCACUCAGAAGUUCUUGACAGGGGCUUCCCUUGUGUGUUAUGGUGUCCCAACUGCUAUCAGAACAAAGAAGAAGAAGAAGAAAAAGACUUGA